AUGUGGCAUGCGAGGAAUCUUGACUUCGGGCAGCUUUUCGUCUGGAAUAUCGAAGCACAAUCCUGGGAUCUUACUGAUACGCUGAAAAAAGUUUCUGUCAAUUUGAAUUUCAUUCGGAACGGAACCGUGCUAUUCAAGGGCACAACGCUUGCCGGACAUGUUGGUAUACUCACAGGAAUGAAGCCGAAUGCAUUUUCCCUCUCAAUGAACGCCAAGGUUCAGCCGGACAUCAAAAAUAUCAUCUCAUGGUUAAACGGCGAACAGCCUGACAUUCAGUUUGCGAUGUACUUUGAUAGAAAACUCUUUGAGGAAGCAAACACCUUUGACGAAGCCAGAAAGUUCAUCUAUGAUGUGCCAAUGCUCUCUGGAGCUUAUUUCAUUCUUGGAGGCGCUAAGCCAGGUAACCAAACAUUUAAAAAUCAGGCAGAAUCUGCUUAUGGAUUUUUUUAG
Molecule: messenger RNA, 450 nt
Organism: Cylicostephanus goldi
Lineage: Eukaryota; Metazoa; Nematoda; Chromadorea; Rhabditida; Strongylidae
Source: the annotation of a GenBank genome assembly